Messenger RNA from Fonsecaea pedrosoi CBS 271.37, 372 nucleotides. RefSeq lists its product as uncharacterized. Gene Ontology annotation, molecular function: transcription corepressor activity. The record is from RefSeq and is a predicted model, not a curated record. The coding region runs from base 1 to 372 and encodes 123 amino acids. Lineage: Eukaryota; Fungi; Ascomycota; Eurotiomycetes; Chaetothyriales; Herpotrichiellaceae. The transcript is spliced from 2 exons.
AUGUCCCUCCCCAGCCCACCUUCGACGCGAGGCGCAGGAAGCCCGCCUCCCUCCUCGCACUCGUAUCACGCCUCCUCCACCGCCACGACCACCAUAGCAGCGUCAAACGGCCCCCCCGGUAGUGGCGGCGGCGGUGCAACAGACAACCUUCACAGUCCCAACGAGGCAGCGACGAAGCUCGCCGAGGCGAUCGACGAUUUCCUGGGCGACCUGGAGAAGAAGUUCAAGGGCAUCAGCGACGAGAUCCUCACAAAGCUGGACGACAUGGCCGAGCGGUGUGACCGGCUCGAGCAGGAGAUGCUGUUGAGGGACGCGAGCGCCAUGGAGAACGUCAGCGGUGGGAAGGCAGGGAGUACGGCCGGGUCGAGCUGA